AAGUAACUAGUCUCACGUGGUGGUACCAAUUAAUCCAGUGUCUGAAUGUUUGGUCAAAUUGAACUUGCUUCGUGGUACAGCCCUCUGUAGCAUUUGUGUUGAUCAGGUUAAAGCUAAAUUCACACUAAAGACCAGAGUGAGAGUCUGUGAAGGUGAACAGCUACUCCAUGAUAACAGCUUGUGGUAGUGUUAUCUACCUUUACCUGGGGAAAUGUUCUCAAACUCAAACACUUUACCUAAACUCUACCUCUCUGUCAUUGAUGAUGUGAUGGAGAAUGUUCGUGAACUGUUUCUCGAAGAAGGAAUAGAAGAGCAAGUGCUAGAUGACUUGAGGCAGCGGUGGGAGUCCAAAGUCUUGCAGUCCAAAGCUGUGGAAGGCUUUUCAAAAGACAACACCAAUCCAUCAAAUUUUGUUCUGCAACUCCCAGCAAAUUACUCUCAAACUCUUCAGAAAACAAUAGCUCCUGUGGUUAUUCCUGCUGGGCAGCUUGCACAGAGUUUCGCUGCAAAAGGGAGCACUAUUGCAACAUUCUCUCUCCCACCUGGAGUUACCUAUCCUGUUCAUAUUCCUGCUGGAGUGACUCUACAGACCGCUUCAGGUCAUCUCUACAAAGUCAAUGUUCCAGUAAUGGUGACCAAGGCUCCGGGUUGUCAGCGCGUCUCCGCCCAAGCUAAUCAGCCCCUCGUGGAGCAGAGUACAGUUUCCAGCACCAUCAUUCACAACAUACCUGCUCAGGUGACUGGCCCGUGCCCCCAAACUCUCCCUGCAACUCAAACCUCUCAACCAGCCCUGCCAACACACCAGCAGAGCCAGAGCCAAGUACCCCAGCCGCCCAGUAUCUCUCUGGAUCAAAGCACCAGGCCUGAAGCCCCUGCUACCCCAGAGCCUUCCAUUAAUCAGCAGUACUCGCAGUGGCCUCCAGAAAGCCCCAGCGAGUUCACCCUGGAUGGCAUUGAGUUCAGCCCCCAGCCUCUGGAUAUGAGCAUGUCCUCUCCACUAACCACACAGCUGUCUACUGGGCUGCUGGGAGCAUCAGGGAAUGCGCAGGUGUCAGAGUUUGGAUGCAGUGUGCAGGAGAUGGUGGAGAGAGCUGUUAAAGCAGAAGAAGAACCUGUAGCCUUGGCCAGCAGUGGCGACACCAUGAGUCUUCUGCCAGACCUGGAAAGAACACCUGACAGUGCAGUUAAGCUUGAGAUGGAACUCCUGAGGGACUACAACUUCAACGAGUUAACCAACAUAGUACAAAUGGACGGAGCUUGUGACAGCAGCUCUGAGGCAGGAGAUGAACCACAGGAGCUGGAGGAAGAAUCAGGAGCUAUUGGAGAAAAUGAGUUCCUGGGCAUGAUCAAUGCAGAGGCCCUGAAAGCACUUCAGGGGGCUGGUGGCAGCAGUGACCCCAGUGACAGCUCCAGCAGCAACAACGAUGAGUCUGACCUGAAGGAGUUGGAAGAGGAGGAUCCACUGAACUCUGGUGAUGAUGUGAGUGAGCAGGAUAUUCCGGAAGUCUUUGACACUGAGAACGUGGUUGUUUGUCAGUAUGAUAAGAUUCACCGCAGUAAGAACAGAUGGAAGUUUUACUUGAAAGAUGGUGUUAUGUGCUACAGAGGAAAGGACUAUGUUUUCUCCAAGGCUGUCGGUGAAGCUGAGUGGUUCUGCACAGGGUUUGGCUGUUGCCAUGAUUGUAGUUGGAGUCACAUUUACAUGUCUGAUGAGCGUCUGAACAGAACACAGCUGCAGGCCCACCUCACUUCAGUCAGGAUUGGAAAAAGUAAGGAGGUUAAGGGUAAGCAGGCUACUUAAGGAUUUUGAUUCAACAACGCCACCUGUAGGUCAUUUAGUUUUGUAUUAGUUUUGUGAUGAAAUACUUUUUAUGGUAUAAAGACCUAUAAAGUGGGGCUGGGCGAUAUUGCAAAAAAAAACAAACACUCAAACUUCUUUACAAAUAUCCAAGAUUUUUUUUUUUUAUUCACGAUUAUUUUUAAAUUUAGGAAAAUUGCAUUAAAACAGUAAUUUGAUUAAUCAAAUUAAUUCAAUUAACCUCACAGGCCUACUAUAAAGGACACAUCAUGGUCCAAAACUAAAUUUCAUUUCAAUGAGACGCUUAAUCCCUGUUUGGGGAAAUUAACCCUUAGAGCCUGUUUAUACCUGGUCACUUAAUCUGGUUUGUAUCCUUAGAAGGUUUUCAACACAUUCAUCUAUACUUGGUAUCAAAUGUGUCUUUGGUUGAAAUAAACUAUGGUAAUUUAGAAGUUUUCUCUCUGAAAUAUAGAAUU
Molecule: messenger RNA, 2274 nt
Organism: Astyanax mexicanus (Mexican tetra)
Lineage: Eukaryota; Metazoa; Chordata; Actinopteri; Characiformes; Acestrorhamphidae
Gene: gtf2a1l
Product: general transcription factor IIA, 1-like
Exons: 10
Coding region: 212-1801 (529 amino acids)
Biological process (GO): transcription initiation at RNA polymerase II promoter; transcription by RNA polymerase II
Cellular component (GO): transcription factor TFIIA complex
Source: RefSeq, a predicted model, not a curated record